Diospyros lotus (date-plum) is the source of this 3629-nucleotide messenger RNA. Its product is annotated as FT-interacting protein 3-like. The coding region runs from base 420 to 3413 and encodes 997 amino acids. The record is from RefSeq and is a predicted model, not a curated record. NCBI's taxonomy places the organism in Eukaryota, Viridiplantae, Streptophyta, Magnoliopsida, Ericales, Ebenaceae. The transcript is spliced from 2 exons.
UAGACCGAGGACUCUCUCUAUCUCUCUCUCUCUCUCUCUUCCUGUUUCUCUUCUCCUUCCCCAAACCAACGAUUUUUUCAUUUUCAACGUCCCUUCUUUCUCUGAAGCAUCCCGGAAACCAUUGAUUUCUUGCUUCUCACCCCAGUCUCGUACCCCCGAGAGUCCUCUCUCUCUCUCUCUCUCUCUCUCUAUAUAUAUAUAUGUGUGUGUAUAUACAGACGCGCCGAGGCAGAUAGCUCAUCAUCUCCACCGGCCUGCUGCUCCUUGAGCUUGCAAACUUGGAUAACAAAGGAAGCAGCAUCUGAUAAAAUCUGAAAGGAAAGGCAUAACUUGUUCGCUUUCAUUUGUUUGCUGCAAGCACUUCAAUUUACGGUACAAGUCCUUACACUAAAAUUUUCAAACUUUUGUCAUAAACCCCCAUGAGCAAUCUGAAGCUAGGGGUGGAGGUCGUGAGUGCCCACAACCUACUGCCCAAAGAUGGGCAGGGCUCAUCUAGUGCCUUUGUUGAGCUUCGCUUUGAUGGUCAGAAGUUCCGCACAACUAUCAAAGAGAAAGAUCUUGAUCCCGUUUGGAAUGAGACAUUCUAUUUCAAUAUCUCGGAUCCAAACAACUUAUCUAACCUCAUCCUUGAGGCCUAUGUAUACAACAAUACAAAGGCAAACCGUUCGAAAUCCUUCCUUGGUAAGGUUAGGAUCGCUGGGACAUCAUUUGUGCCAUACUCUGAUGCUGUUCGUUUGCAUUACCCUUUAGAAGGAGGGAUUUUUUCUCGUUCAAGAGGUGAGCUUGGCUUGAAGGUUUUUAUAACUGAUGAUCCUUCCAUUAGAUCUUCAAAUCCACUUCCUGCAAUGGACUCUUCUGUGUCUGCGGAUACAUUGUCAACCAAAUCACCUGCAACUGAUCCCAAAUUUGUCUCAGAUGAGUCUAGACACACAUUUCAUCAUCUGCCAAACACUAGCCACCAGCAACAUCAUUCUACACCUGUGGCCCAACAGCAAGUGCAAUAUGGGGUUGAUGAGAUGAGAGCUGGACCACAGGUUCCUAAAGUUGUGCGCAUGUACUCUGGUUCACCAUCACAGCCAGUUGACUAUGCACUUAAAGAGACGAGUCCUUUCCUUGGAGGUGGUCAAAUUGUUGGUGGCCGAGUUAUACGUGCAGACAGGCCAGCUAGCACUUACGAUCUUGUGGAACCUAUGCAGUUCCUUUUUGUUCGAAUCGUCAAAGCACGUAAUCUUCCUUCCAUGGAUAUUACUGGAAGUCUUGAUCCUUAUGUUGAAGUCAGAGUUGGGAACUAUAAAGGAAUCACAAAGCACCAUGAGAAAAAGCAGAACCCAGAGUGGAAUACGGUGUUUGCCUUUUCCAAAGAAAGAAUGCAGUCUUCAGUCUUGGAAGUAGCAGUUAAGGAUAAAGACAUGGUGAAAGAUGACUUUGUUGGGAUGAUUCGGUUUGAUCUCAAUGAGGUCCCAACACGAGUCCCUCCAGAUAGUCCAUUAGCUCCAGAAUGGCAUUGGCUUGAGGACAAGAAAGGAGAGAAAAAGAAAGGGGAACUUAUGGUUGCAGUUUGGAUUGGCACACAAGCUGAUGAGGCUUUUCCUGAUGCUUGGCAUUCAGAUGCAGCCUCUCCUGUUGAUAGCUCGGUCGCCUCCACGUAUAUCCGUUCAAAAGUAUAUCAUUCCCCAAGAUUAUGGUAUGUCCGGGUUAAUGUAAUCGAGGCACAAGACCUAGUUGUGACAGAAAGAACUCGGUUUCCUGAUGUAUAUGUCAAGGCAGUGAUUGGUAACCAACUUGUGAAGACAAAACCAAUUCAAGCUCCGAAGAUGAAUGCACUCUGGAAUGAGGAUCUCAUGUUUGUUGCCGCUGAACCCUUUGAGGAACAUCUAAUUCUUACAGUUGAAGACCGCAUUGGACCCAACAAAGAUGAGGUCCUUGGGAAGGCCAUUAUACCAUUGAACACUGUGGAAAGGCGUGCCGAUGAUCGAAUUGUUCACUCUCAAUGGUACAACCUCCAGAAACCAAGCUCGGACGAUGUGGAACCGACUAAGAAAGACAAGGGUAAGUUUGCUAGCAAGCUUCAUCUCCGAAUCUGCCUUGACGGGGGUUACCACGUGCUUGAUGAAUCUACUCAGUACAGCAGUGAUCUCCGGCCUACCGCAAAGCAGCUCUGGAAGUCAUCAAUCGGUAUAUUGGAGCUCGGCAUCUUAAAUGCAGACGCGCUCAACCCCACGAAAGCAAGAGAUGGGAGGGGUACAGCAGACACAUACUGUGUAGCAAAGUACGGUCACAAAUGGGUUCGAACCAGAACAAUCAUAGACAGUUUAAACCCGAAAUACAACGAGCAGUACACUUGGGAGGUUUUCGAUCCAGCCACAGUCCUCACUGUGGGUGUUUUCGAUAGCAGCCAGCUUGGUGAGAAGGGCUCAAAUGGUGGUAACAGGGACAUGAGGAUUGGAAAGGUUCGUAUCCGAAUCUCGACUCUUGAAACUGGCCGUGUAUACACACAUUCUUAUCCGUUGCUAGUCCUUCACCCUUCUGGCGUAAAGAAGAUGGGAGAAUUGCAUCUAGCAAUCAGGUUUUCAUGCGCAUCCAUGAUGAACAUGAUGUUUCUGUACUCGCGACCCCUGUUGCCAAAGAUGCACUAUGUUCGGCCAUUAACCAUGGCGCAGCUUGAGAUGCUGCGCCACCAAGCCGUGAACAUAGUCGCCGCCCGACUCAGCAGAUCAGAGCCGCCUCUGAGGAAGGAGGUAGUUGAAUACAUGACCGAUGCACAUUCACAUCUCUGGAGCAUGAGGCGUAGCAAGGCAAACUUUUUCCGGCUGAUGACCGUUUUCAAUGGAUUGUUCGCUGUCGGUAAAUGGUUUGGAGAAGUUUGCAUGUGGAGGAACCCCAUCACGACGGCCCUGGUACACGUCCUCUUCGUGAUGCUAGUCUGUUUCCCGGAACUCAUCUUGCCGACGGUGUUCCUUUACAUGUUCCUAAUAGGUCUCUGGAACUACCGGUACCGGCCGAAGUACCCCCCUCACAUGAACAUGCGGAUUUCCUAUGCUGAUGGCGUGCCCCCCGAUGAGCUAGACGAGGAAUUCGACUCAUUUCCCACAUCCCGAGCUCCAGAUCUGGUUCGAAUGAGGUAUGAUCGACUCAGGAGUGUAGCAGGCAGGAUCCAGACUGUGGUGGGCGACGUCGCCACCCAAGGCGAGCGAGUUCUGGCGCUGUUGAGCUGGCGUGAUCCACGCGCCACCACCAUUUUUGUGAUGUUCUGCCUCGUCGCUGCCAUCGUGUUGUACGCCACUCCUUUCCAGGUAGUAGCUGUCAUCGCCGGCUUCUAUGUCAUGAGGCAUCCCAGGUUUCGACACAAGCUGCCCGCUGCUCCACUCAACUUCUUUCGCCGGCUUCCGGCCAGGACCGAUAGCAUGCUGUAAAUGUCUUGUUUGGUGUGGCUCUCUUGCAAAUUCCCAUCUUCCAUUACAUCAAAGAACUCUGUUUUGCCUAAGUUUCCUGUAAAUUUUUGGUACAUUUCUUGUCAUCCAUGUAUGCAUGCUGGUCCCUGCAACUAUUCUCAUCCUUGUGAACUACAAAUUGUGUUAUAUAUAUAUGUGUGUGUGUGUGUGUGUGUAUGCAUAGUUUGUCUUCAGCAA